This is a messenger RNA of Halteromyces radiatus, 593 nucleotides long. RefSeq lists its product as uncharacterized. Lineage: Eukaryota; Fungi; Mucoromycota; Mucoromycetes; Mucorales; Cunninghamellaceae. Bases 70 to 426 code for a protein of 118 amino acids. The transcript has 5 exons. The record is from RefSeq and is a predicted model, not a curated record.
CUUUUCUUCUUUUUCUUCUUUUUCUUUCAUAACCUUCCCCAUUCCAAUCCUUUUUACAUAUAUAUAAUCAUGAAGUUCACUCUUGUUUCAGUUGCUGUUGCUGCUAUGGCAGCUCAACAAGUCUUAGCUGGCGGUCCUAUUGCCGGUUGUUUACAAACUCAUAUUGUCACUGCUACGGAUUCUUGUGAUGGUAUUGCUGCACAAUUCAAGUUGACCCCUGAUCAAUUCUAUGCCAUGAACCCUGGUCUUCAUCAUGCUGGCGAUCAUCUUUGUGAUAACUUGGACAGCGGUAAGGCAUACUGUGUUUGUACCAAGAAACCUUGUGUUGCCGAAUCAUCUGCCUCUGCUGUUUGCUUUGGGUGCUGUUGCCAUGGCUGCCGUUAUUUUACUUUAAAUCCCCCUCCCUUCAUUCAUUUUUUUUUUUAGCUUCCAACUCUGCUUCAUAAAUGUAGUGUGACCUUAUUUAUUAAUUGAAUUUGUCUCUUUUUUUUUUUGCCCAAAAAUGUCUUAAUUUUCCCUUGUUCUUGGAUUGUUUUUAUUCUCGUGUUUGUUGAUCUCCGUCUUAAUCACUUUGAUGAUAUCUAUCAUGAUAU